AAUGGGAGGAAUGGUCGUUUAUAUGUAUGAGCGGACCGAUAAUCUCGUAUUUUUUCCACCUUCCCCUUUAGGACUUUAUAGGCGAUCAUGACUCAUGAAGUAUACGUAUAGAUUCUUUAAUCGGUGAAGUGAUAUGUAACCGAUAGAGUUAAAUGAUCCCCAUGAGUAUACAAUUAUCAUUAAUGAUACUGUACUAUUUUUUAUAAAGCAAUUAGUUUGCUUGUACCAAUGGCCCUAUGAACACUCUAACCUCCCACCAGUCGGCCUAGAGUCAUAUCGCAACUGUUAACUUUUUUUCCUCUUUAGCGAAUAUGAUUUUGGAAUGCGCUUAGAGUUCCAUUAAUUGAGAAUACAUAGGUAAAAGAUGGAAGAGUAAGUUUGGCAAACUUUUCAACAUCGAAAUAGAUUAUAACUAUAUAGCAAAAGGAGAAUUAAAGUGUUACUGAAUUAAGAUACGGAACGAACAAUUUUAUAGCCAUGACUUCCGUUGACUACUCUUUAUAUUUGGUUACUGAUUCAACCAUGAUUCCCGAAUCAUCAACUUUUCUUAAACAAGUUGAAGAUGCUAUUAAUAAUGGUGCUACUUUGAUCCAACUACGUGAAAAGAAACUUCUGACACUUGAAUUUAUUGAGCGAGCAAAUAAAGUUCAUGAGUUGACUAAAAAGAAGGGAAUUCCCUUAAUAAUUAAUGAUAGAAUUGAUGUGGCAUUAGCUAUUGAUGCUGAAGGUGUUCAUGUUGGUCAAGAUGAUAUGCCUGCAAGUAUUGCAAGAAAAUUAUUGGGUCCAAAUAAAAUUUUAGGGGUUACAUGCUCCAAUGAGAAAGAAGCAAAAGUCGUAGUAGACGAAGGAAUUGCAGAUUAUGUCGGUUUAGGAACCGUAUACAAGACAAACACAAAGAAAGAUGUCAAGGAUCCUGAAGGAACUGGACCUAUUGGGAUAAGACGUAUGUUACAAGUUUUAUCUCAAUAUCAAAAGAAAAAUGGUAAGAAAAUAUACAGUGUUGCAAUUGGAGGUAUCAAUCAUUCAAAUGCAAGCAAAGUCUUAUACCAAUGUUCACUUCCUGACUAUUCACUUGAUGGAUUGGCCGUUGUUUCUUGUAUAAUGGCAAAUGAGAAUGCUGCUAAAGCUACAAGUGAUUUGGCUGAAUUAAUCAAAUCAAAACCAGAGUGGUUGAAAAAUAUUUCAACCUCCAGUAGUGAGGCUAAACUUGAAAAUAAAAUUAAAACACUUAUUGAAACUAAACCAUUAGUUCAUCAUAUUACUAAUAAUGUUGUUAAAAACUUUAGUGCUAAUGUAACUUUAGCCAUUGGGGCAUCUCCCAUUAUGUCCGAAUUAGCAAAAGAGUAUGAAGAAUUUGCUUCAGCAAUUCCAUCUCUCGCCUUACUAGUAAAUUUAGGUACUCCAUCAAACGAUUUAAUGGAUAUUUUUAAGCACGCAAUUAGAGUAUACAAUAAAUAUGGUAAGCAUAUAGUAUUUGAUCCAGUUGCAUGUGGUGCUUCCAAGGAAAGACUUGAAAGUUCUAGGCAAUUGUUGAACACAGGUCAAAUAUCUGUUAUUAAAGGUAAUGUAGGCGAGAUUUCUUCAAUUUGGAAAUUAACAAGCACUUACCAAAAACCUUCUGGUGAUGAGAAAUCUUUAAUGCAAGGAGUUGAUUCUAUUGCAGAAUUAUCUGAGGAACAAAUCGUUCAAAUUGGUAGAGAAGUAUCUAUAGAUUUCAAAGUUGUUGUUGUUAUCACUGGGGUUACGAACUAUGUUAUUGAAGGGUUAGAUUCACUUCAAAAAGUUAAGGGUGGUCAUCCAUUAAUGGGUUAUAUUACCGGAACUGGAUGCUCAUUAGGAAGCACAAUUGCAGCUUUUGUGGCAGCAAAAGCUGAUGGUACAUCAAAGCCAACUGUAAAUAUUUUUGAUGCUGCUGUUGGUGCAGUUGAACUUUAUAAUAUCGCUGGUUUUAAAGCUGGUGAAGUUUCGAAGACACCCGGAACAUUCAUGACAAACUUUAUAGAUCAAUUAUAUUCAUGUACACAUAUAUAAGUUAAUAUUUAGAAUUUAGAGAUAAGUAUUAAAUCAUCAAAGUAAAUGAAG
This is a messenger RNA of Scheffersomyces amazonensis, 2082 nucleotides long. It is a transcript of the gene THI6, whose product is annotated as bifunctional hydroxyethylthiazole kinase/thiamine-phosphate diphosphorylase. Lineage: Eukaryota; Fungi; Ascomycota; Pichiomycetes; Serinales; Debaryomycetaceae. The transcript has a single exon. Gene Ontology annotation, biological process: thiamine biosynthetic process. Gene Ontology annotation, cellular component: cytoplasm. Gene Ontology annotation, molecular function: hydroxyethylthiazole kinase activity; ATP binding; thiamine-phosphate diphosphorylase activity. Bases 478 to 2031 code for a protein of 517 amino acids. The record is from RefSeq and is a predicted model, not a curated record.